Molecule: messenger RNA, 1584 nt
Organism: Monoraphidium neglectum
Lineage: Eukaryota; Viridiplantae; Chlorophyta; Chlorophyceae; Sphaeropleales; Selenastraceae
Exons: 2
Coding region: 1-1584 (527 amino acids)
Molecular function (GO): protein binding
Source: RefSeq, a predicted model, not a curated record
AUGGUGGACCUGGCCUCGCUCCUCUUAGAGCGCCCCCACCUGGUGGCUGCGCCUGCGGAUGCCGCGGCGCUGCUGCCGCCGAAGGGCACGGAGACCCCUUACUUGGAGGGCUACGACUUUUCUCGGGGCACCGCGGGCGGCAGCAGCAGCAGCAGUAGCGGCGGCAGCAGCGGCAGUGGCGGCGGCGGCGCCAGUGGCGCCAGUAGCAGCGGAAGCGGCGGCGCCAGCACCGGCAGUAGCAGUGGCGGCAGCAGCGGCGGCGCGCAGCGCGAGGAUCUGCGCGCGCCGGAGGCGGCGGCGGCGCGCGGCGGCGUCGGCGCAGCCGCGGCGGAGUCCGUCGCGCUGGUGUGGCUGCGGCGCGCGGACCGGAUGGGCGACAGCGAGGCGACGUUCCAUCUGGCGUGGCUGCACCAGCACGGCAGGGGCGUCGCGAGGGACCCGGCAAAGGCGGAUAAGCUGCUGUCAAGCGCGCUGGCUGACGAGCCCGACAGCGCGCGGGUCGUGGUGCUCACGGUCGCGUCCGCCCUGCUGCGCGCCGAGCGCUGGCUCUCCGCCGUCGCGGGCCAGCCAACGGCGGACGCGGCGGCCGCGUGGCUCCGGUGGCUGCGGGACGCGUCGCCGAUCUCGGCGGCGAAAUCGAUGCCUGAGCUGACCGCGGAGGACGAGGAGCAGGCAGCAGCAACAGCGGCGGCCCCGGCGGCGCCGCAGCAGCAGGAGGAGCAGCAGCGGGAAGAGGAGGAGGAGCAGCAGCAGCGGACGACCCCUGUGCAGCAGCCGCCGCACGCGCCGCCCCCGCGCGCCCCCGACGCGCCGCAGCGCGCCGCGCGGCCGCGGCCGCCGCCGCGGCUCGAGUUUUCGGUUGACCGGGCGUCAGGGGACGGCGGCGGCGGCAGCGGGGACGACGGCGGGGAGGGCGGCCCGUUGUUUGAGGACUUUCUUCGUCUGCUGGGAUCUGAGAAGGUGGCGGCUGACGAUGUGGUGCUUACAAUCAUGCUGGGCGCCCUGGCGGCCGUGAUGUGGCUGCGCAACCGGCAGCUCAACGGGCCGCCGGCGGCCGCGCGGGCGGCGGCGGCGAGGCGGGCGGCGGAGCAGCAGCGGCGGCAGGAGCAGGAGCGGGAGGAGCAGCGGCAGCGACGGCAGCAGCACGAGGAGGAGCGGUCGGGGCCCCAGGAGCAGCUGCAGGCGGAGGCGGGCACAGGGUUGGGAGCGCAGUAUCCUGCGACGCUGCUGCGGCGCGAGAAUGGGACAAGCAGGCCCGCGACUGUGCCGGAGGCGGCAGAGGGUGAAGAGGAGGAACAGGACGAGCAGCAGCAGCAGCGACAGCAGCUCCUACAGCAGCAGGAGCGGCAGCAGCAACAGGAGCAGCAGCAUGUGGAGGUGAGCGACGGCGAGCGGGGCAGCCCAGGCAGCCCGCGAUCACCGGACAGUGUCCAGGUGGGCUCUCAGCUGCAGCACCUACAGCAGCAGCAGCAACAGCAGCAGCAGCAGCAGCAGCAGCAGCAGCAGCAGCAGCAGCAGCAGCAGCACCAGCACGCCGCGGAGGGCGGCCUGCAGAGAAGGCGGCCCUGGGAGCAGGGGGAGUGA